GACCGGACUUUAGAAAGAAGCCGUGUAAGAUAAGGAAUAUAUGAGGGUGAAAGGCAGAGAGAGAAAAAUAUUCUCUUUAGCCUAGCUUCCAUGGUAUAUGGAAUUUUCUCCGAAGAUUCAAUCAUGGGUGAGCAAAAUCUCUGUAAAAACCAAACAAAGUUGGAGUUUAGAGGGCUGAAACCAAAUCCUCCUCUAGGUUCACUUUGUUUUCUGGGAAAGUUUUGAGUAAGCUAGGGAAACAUCUCUCUAUCAUCAGCAAAUCUUUUGUUUUCUUAUUCCUCUUGGGUUGGUAUAUAUAUAGCAUAUAUUACCCUCUCAGCUUUUGAGUUAGUUCCUCUAGGUCUCUGUAACUUCUGUUUACUAUCUACUUUUAGACAAACCCACCAAGGUAGCUUCAAACUCAGUUGCACAAUGAUGUCCGAUGAUGGGUUUUCUUCAGUUCCUUCUUCUAUUACAGGGUCCAUUAUUCCAGAGCCAAACCCUAACCCUGGCUCUAGUUCAAAUCAAGCAAAGAGAAAGAGAAAUCUCCCAGGAACACCAGAUCCAGAUGCAGAAGUGAUAGCUUUGUCUCCAAAGUCUCUAAUGGCGACGAAUCGAUUCAUAUGCGAAAUAUGCAACAAGGGUUUUCAGAGAGACCAGAAUUUGCAGCUACACAGAAGAGGUCACAAUCUGCCAUGGAAGCUCAAGCAAAGAACCAACAAGGAGGUGAUCAGAAAGAAAGUGUACAUAUGCCCGGAGAAGAGCUGCAUCCACCACGAUCCGGCGAGAGCUCUCGGAGACCUCACCGGAAUAAAGAAGCAUUACAGCAGAAAGCAUGGAGAGAAGAAGUGGAAGUGUGAGAAAUGUUCCAAGAAAUAUGCAGUUCAGUCGGAUUGGAAGGCUCAUAGUAAGAUUUGUGGGACUAGAGAGUACAAAUGUGACUGUGGAACACUCUUCUCUAGAAAGGACAGCUUCAUCACCCAUAGGGCCUUCUGUGAUGCAUUAGCUGAAGAAAGUGCAAGGUUCGCUUCAAUUCCACCAGCAAAUCUAAACUUCAGAAAUGAAUUGCUUAAUGGAGCACUUGGUAAUCCUCAAUCCGUUGGGAAUCCACAAAUUCCGUCAGUUUUUCGGCCGGAAUUCACCGGCCUAGAAUUGCCCGGCCAACUCAUUAAUGAUGGGCAGAAAUCUAAACUACCACUGUGGUUGGACAAUGCCAAUUCUCAUCAAAACCCCAUCCGAAUUCCAGGUAAUUCUAAUGCUUUCUUAACAUCAAGCUGCACCGGCUUGCCGGAAAUGGCUCAAAUGGCGCCGGCAAAUAUGUUGGGAUUGUCACCAGAGACCCAGUGGUUCAAUAGGAGCCAAGAAGCUUCAUUCACAGGUGCAAAUCUUUUGUCUCCAGCAAUGCCACGAGUAUUGAAAGAGGAAGAAGAGGACAAACGAAAUUUGUCGAACACUAUGAGCUCAUUGUAUUACAGUAGUCAGAAUCACCAUGAAACAACACCAGCUCAAAUGUCUGCUACUGCCCUUUUGCAGAAAGCAGCCCAAAUGGGUUCAACAAGAAGCAAUUCAUCAGCACUAUUUGGCACUGGGUUUGGACUCAUGAUGACCUCAUCUCUCUCCGGUCUUUCCAACUUCAAUCCUUUGAACCCAAGUGGAAAUCAAGUUCAAAAAGCCGAGAACUUGAAUGUAUUUCUGAAUUCUAAAUCUGGUUCAUCACGAGACAGAAACAGUGGAGAUGGGUUUUUGUUGGGUCAAUUGAACUCGAGCUCAUUUGUGGAUGGCACUAAGAAUUUAGACCACCCUCUCAUGAUUACUCCAUCAACUAAUGGGAACCAAAGCAAAUCAAAAGGCAAUGAAGUUGAAGGUCGUCUGACCAGAGAUUUUCUGGGUGUAGGAGUGAAUGAAAGCAGACGGUUCUUCCAACAAGAUCAGCUGGCCAACAUUGCUUCAUUAGGUGCAGCCAUGAACUUAAGCCACCAGUACAAUAAAAGCGACUGACCUCCCUCCAUGGGUAGCUUAUAAGUAAUUUUGAACAUCAUAUUCCUGAUAGCCCGAAGGAAGGGUGGGUCUUGUUGCAAUGGAGUAGUUGCUUAUUAGAGGCGCAGAAAUAAACUCGCCAUAUGAGGGAUAAGAAUGACUAGUUCGACCUUCUCAAAUCUUGCAGUAAUAGGAGUCUUACUCUUUUCAGAUCUUAUAGUAGAAAUAACCUUGUGCAAUCGACCAUCCAUUUCCGUGUUCAAAAAAAAAAAAAAUUAGACCACCCAUAUUUAGAAUUAUGUACGUUAGCUACAAAAGAGAGUGAGAUAGUAGAUUAGAGAAGAGAGAGAGAGAGAGAUUGUGAACUGUCAGAGGGAGGGGGGAGGGGGCGAGGGGCUGCAGUCUGGAAGAAACUUGACAAAAAGAGAUCGAGUUGGCAAUCACAAGGAAAGGUGUUCGAAUACUGCAUCAGUGCAUUUAGAAAGUUUUGUGCUUUUUAUUGUUUUUUUCUAGGAGUGAUGGUCUACUUACUGUGAGCCUGUGACUCUUUUGAGUCCACAGCUAAAGUGGACACGAUGGAUUAAGGAGGUAUUGGUAUCAAGUACGGACCUCCUUGAUAUGACCCCUGAGCUGCUGGAUUGCCCAAAACCCAACCAUGAAGAUGAUGGUUGCCAAUAAUGUAGUCAUCGUUCAGAUUGCUAGACAUUUUUCAGUUUCUGUCUCGACAUUCCAAAUUCUCAAGUUUGGUUUGAUUUGGUUUUUUUUUGGUAGGUGAUCUGUAUGUUAAUUUUGACUCGAAUGUUACAUAAAUUAUUGGUUGAAAAAAAAAUACACGCGUG
Molecule: messenger RNA, 2795 nt
Organism: Ilex paraguariensis (yerba mate)
Lineage: Eukaryota; Viridiplantae; Streptophyta; Magnoliopsida; Aquifoliales; Aquifoliaceae
Source: the annotation of a GenBank genome assembly